AUGUUAUUAAUCAAAAACUAUUGUAACUUUGUUCUACUAAAGGAACGGCCAUCAAAAUGUCCGCUAUGGAGAGUAUCCUUUUCAACGAGCGAUUGUGUUUUUGUGAUUGUUGCCCCACCGCACAAAAUCAACUUUUCCUUAACACAAGCCCCCCAUCCCGCAGAACAUUUGUUUAAUCUUAAAUUUGCAGUCAAAGAGCUCGAACGGAACGCCAAAAAAUGCGAAAAGGAAGAGAAGGCCGAAAUACUGAAGACAAAGAAAGCCAUCCAGAAGGGUAACACGGAGGUGGCGCGGAUCCAUGCCGAAAAUGCAAUCCGACAGAAGAGCCAAUCGCUGAACUAUCUGCGUAUGAGUGCGCGAGUCGAUGCGGUGGCCAGCAGGGUACAGACCGCUCUUACGACACGCAACGUUACCAACUCGAUGGCCGGCGUCGUGAAGGCAAUGGAUGCGGCUAUGAAGGGCAUGAAUCUGGAGAAAAUAUCCGGACUGAUGGAUAAGUUUGAGUCACAGUUUGAGGAUCUGGAUGUGCAGAGUUCGUACAUGGAGAACACCAUGUCGCAGACGACUACGACAGCCGUACCGCAGAACGAUGUGGAAUCGCUAAUGCAGAGAGUUGCUGAUGAAGCUGGCCUUGAACUCAACAUGGAGCUCCCAUCGGGACCUUCGUCGGUGGCGAUCGGUGCCUCAACGCAAGCUUCCACCGAGCAGGAUGAGCUAACGGCACGCUUAGCACGUUUGCGUCAUGCCGAAUAAGAAGGAAUCUGACUGUUGUGGCAG
This is a messenger RNA of Anopheles maculipalpis, 777 nucleotides long. It is a transcript of the gene Chmp1, whose product is annotated as charged multivesicular body protein 1b-2. Gene Ontology annotation, cellular component: multivesicular body; ESCRT III complex. The record is from RefSeq and is a predicted model, not a curated record. Bases 1 to 753 code for a protein of 250 amino acids. Lineage: Eukaryota; Metazoa; Arthropoda; Insecta; Diptera; Culicidae. Gene Ontology annotation, biological process: protein transport; late endosome to vacuole transport; endosome transport via multivesicular body sorting pathway. The transcript is spliced from 3 exons.